Messenger RNA from Linum trigynum, 3919 nucleotides. NCBI's taxonomy places the organism in Eukaryota, Viridiplantae, Streptophyta, Magnoliopsida, Malpighiales, Linaceae. The record is from the annotation of a GenBank genome assembly.
GAACUUCGGCUAAGUUGCUAACUAAUCGUCACCGACAUAUUAAUAUGAAUACAAUACAGUGUCAUUCAGAAAAGACCUUGUCAACAGAAGAGCCGACAGAACCAAAUCACAAGCUUAAAACAAGAAAAGAUCGGAACUUUCUUCUCCUCGUACAAUUCCAGUAAAAGGUAAGCGGUUGGUGGCAGAAGAUAUGCAUCUGGUUUGAGAUCGGAUCAAGUGGAGAAGAGCUCCCCGUCCCAUUUCUUCGCUCAAUGGUCGAAAUUCCUUGAUUCGCAGUGCAGAAAAAGCUUCUAACAAAGAACUAGCUAAUCAAUUAGGGCGAAACUUAGCAACAAACUGGGUUGCCGCCUCAGACUACUUCCCUCUCUUCCCAAUUCCCCAUCAAUGGAAGCCUCAUGAAGGUGAGUAAUUGAAGAAUGGAGAGUAUGGAGCCGGGCUGAUUGCUUAAUUGAAAACUGUGUCGACGAAACUUCCGACCGCCGGGUGAAUUAUACAGUGGCAACCCUGAUUCAGGCAUACGCCGGAAUUACACCUUAACCGCAUAAAAGUGAGAAGCUUCCCUGUCUAGUGGAAAGCAAAGUACUAUGACGUCUUGACUUUGACCAGAAUGUAAGUUUUGAAAAACCAUGGUGGUGGCGCCAAUCUUCUUGGCGGGAGAGAACGGCAACUUCCGACGGGAAUCACCGGUUAUCACAUUAAUGGCUAAAGAUUUCCAUAUAUAAAUCUGAAAUCAGGUGACUAAAUUUUCUUUGUCCCAAAAUCAGCCCUCGUUUAUCCCGAUCAGAAUCUUCGUCCCUCAUUAAUAUCCUCCUUUCCUAAUCACUGGUGGAUCCUCCUCCAUCACUCUCUCACUCACCCACCGAUCUAGGGCCAACCGUGGAGAUUGUGCUCUGGUGAUGAUUGGGCAGAAAUCCGUGCAACGUAACUCCUCUCUCCGUCGUUACUCCAUUAAUGAGGAUGCAAUUAAAUGAUUUAUUCCCUGUUUUAAUCAACGAAUUUAAGGAUGUCUUUAAGUCUGAGAAGCGUACCCCUAGGGACGUAAAUGGGUUGUUAUUUACCCUAGAUAGCACAUUGGACUCGCAAACCCCAUUAAAUGGGAGAAUUGAAAAAGCUAUUUCACAUAUAGACCCAAGGAACGGUCCGGGAAGAUGUUUAAAUUUUAAAACUCUCCCCUCCUAUAAUCUCUGGAGGCCCGCAAUCAUAGCCCACGAUUCUGCCCAUCAGUUAAAGCAUACCCUGACCCUUACCUUAGUUGUGGGGCCUUUUAUAUGGAAGCCAAACAGUUAUCGUCUUCUUCAUCGAAAUCACUUUCCCUUUCUAGUCCCUUGCUUCGAGAAACCUAAAACAGAGCACUCUCUGCUUUCAAUUUUUCCCACAAUGGCAGGCCUGGUCGAGUUUAAUGACGCUGUGUUGGAAGUUGGGCAGAAUAGAGCUCGCAUGAGUCUGUUCGGUCGGCUCCUCUGCUUGUCUCAUCCAUCCAGAAUUUGCGUCCAACAUACUACCAACAAUCUGUGGGCAAAAAGGGCACCAGUCACCGUACUUGAUGCAGGUCAUGGACUAUUCCAACUCGUUUUCUCAAAUGCCACUGAUUGCCAAGAAGCACUGGGGAAAGCUCCAUGGUUCCUCUAUUCAAAAAUCCUCACUCUAAAAAAGUAGGAAACACCAUCCGAUAGAAUCUUCUUCGAGCUCGCCCGGGUUCUCUAUCUCGUCCAACUUUGGAACCUACCUGAGGAAUACAUACAUGUCGCGCUGGGAAGGCUCCUCGCUUCUCGAUUGGCUUCCAUCGUUGACGCUGGAAUGUAUGCCGUUUGGGAGAAUCCGGGAUGUGUGUUCGAAGCAAAAGUGAUGAUAUACAUCUCACCUCCUCUGCAACACCGGCUGGAAGCUAGGAAAAGUAACGCAAAUGGUUCGUUGGGAGAUCCGUUCUGGGUAUCCCACAAAUACGAAAAUAUCAAGAUAGUCUGCUUCAUAUGUCGGAGAAUUGGUCACAAUCAAAAAAUUUGUUCCUUUGAUUUGGUGAUGGGUGACGAUGGAUUCGGACCAGAAAUUAUCAUAAAUCGUACAGGUCCGAAACUCAAUGAAAAUUCCUAUGCGACGACACGCAAAGGAGGAAUAAAUUGGGCGGAAACGUGUGGCGUCAAGGUGCUCGUCCAACUCCUCAAUCGAGAUCCAACUCGCUGCAACUAGAAGGCCCUUCUCCCCUGCGCAACCAUGAAAAUCCAACCAGAGGAAGACAGGCGGCGCCGAGGUCAAUUCGUCGGGAGAGGCUAGCUGGAGGCGCAAUUGUUGGGAGAUUAAUGAUCCCUAGUGGGUCUCAAUUCAACCCUGGGCUGAGUAAACAGUCGGGCCAGAUACUUGAAAAGGCAGGUUGCAACAAAUUAAUUCAACAAAUAGAACCGAAUGUUAAUGAACCAAUGGAGAAGUAAACUGGGCGCGAGCCCACGAACAAGGAGGAGGCCCUGUCCACAAAACCAUUGUUGAUAGAGCCCAUGCCUCUCCAAUUUCAAGUACCAUCUCUAUCAUAUGGGUUAGGUAACUUAUAUUGUAGUGAAGAUUCUGGAUUUUUAUUCGAUGAUUUAGAGGAUAAUCACUUACUUGGCAUGCAAGGAGAAGGGAUGGGUUUCUUUGAUAAUGAAGGAUUAGAUCAAUCUAUAAAUACUGCCAUCUCUUGCUCUCCGCUAGGGUGUGUCGCGGAUGGGAAAUCAAAGGGGAAAACAAUAUUGAUAGAAUCGUCAGAAUUCCCAAGAGUUUAUGUUCGAAAAAAUGCUGGAAUUUGCAUCCAAGAACCAGAAGAAGGAGUUGUGAAUUUUAUUCCAAAGAGUCCUGGCGAGAAAGACAAUGGUAAAAGGAAAAAGGGUGGAGGUAGCCAACCCCAAUUGGCUCCAAAGUCCUAAUGAAUGUCUAUGCGUGGAAUUGUCAAGGGAUGGGGAGUACCUUCACAUUCCAAACGCUCAAAGCUCACCGAAAUUUGUCUAAAUCGUUUUUGUUUCUUUGUGAAACUAUGUCUCCUAGUGACAAAGUUGAGUCUUUUAUGUGUAGAUUAGGAUUUUCAGACUGUUAUCCGUUGAACCCUUCCGGCCUGUCAGGGGUCUAGUGUUCGGUUGGCGACGAGGUGCUUCGGUGUCAAUUAUUGGUUCAACCCCUUUUUUAUAUUGCCAUUUCGGUUAUUAGUAAUAACUCCCUUUGCUAUGGUGCUUGUCCUCGAUUUGUGCUAAAGGAGCCUAUCCUUCGUACAUCAUCACAAAACAUCGCUCACAACUACAGGAUCUUCGUGAUUUUUUCUCUAGAUUGUCAGAUCCUUUCCUAAUCAUUGAAGAUGUUAAUUGCUCUUUGUUCUCGAUAGAGAAAUCAGGAGGGGCACCAUGGAAUAUGGAUAAAGCCCGACCUCUUUGGAACUUUCUUAACAUUAUGGGACUCCUUGAGGUGAGGUAUCAGGGGGCUAAAUUUAACCUAGACUAAUCAUGGUAAGAAUGGUAUCUUGAUAGAACAAAAAAUCGACAGAGCCUUUGUCUACACGAGUUGGAUGAAUAUUUGGCCUAAUUCAUAUCUUUAUCAUCUAUCAGAUAAAGGAUCAUACCACAGACUCAUGUGUUUAAUGACAUCCCCUGAAAUGUCUAGAGCCAAACGACUAUUCCAUUUUGAUAUAAGAUGGGUGUGAAUGCAAGAAGCAAAACUCAUCAUAUCAUAUGUCUGGAAUCUUCCUAUAACCGGGUCCUUACAAUUAUGUCUAUUUUAUAGACUUCUUCGGGUCCGUCAUGCCCUGGUAGAUUGGUGCAAAGGUGGUACCUCAAAUUCUGCCAGAUUAAUAAAAGAUCUCAAUCUCGCCCUUGACAAUGCUCGAAAAUCUACCCUAGUAGAUUGGAACCUGAUACGAUCCCUGGAAGAAAGGCUAGAGGUUCAAUAUAAGAUGGAAGAACUC